Molecule: messenger RNA, 2156 nt
Organism: Equus quagga
Lineage: Eukaryota; Metazoa; Chordata; Mammalia; Perissodactyla; Equidae
Gene: HSF1
Product: heat shock transcription factor 1
Exons: 14
Coding region: 199-1863 (554 amino acids)
Biological process (GO): regulation of DNA-templated transcription
Molecular function (GO): sequence-specific DNA binding; DNA-binding transcription factor activity
Source: RefSeq, a predicted model, not a curated record
CGCCGGGGGGACGCGGGCGGGCGGCGCCGGCGGGACCGCGCCCGUCGCAAGAUGGCGGCGGCCAUGCUAGGCCCUGGGGCCGUGUGUGCGCAGCGGGCGGCGGCGGCGCAGCCUGGGCGGCAGGCGCGGCGGCGGUGCUAGCCCGGCCCUCGGCCCCUCGUCACGGUCGCUACCUCCGCCUCUCCCCGCCUUGCCGAUAUGGAUCUGCCCGUGGGCCCCGGCGCGGCGGGGCCCAGCAACGUCCCGGCCUUCCUGACCAAGCUGUGGACCCUCGUGAGCGACCCGGACACCGACGCGCUUAUCUGCUGGAGCCCGAGUGGGAACAGCUUUCACGUGUUCGACCAGGGCCAGUUUGCCAAGGAGGUGCUGCCCAAGUACUUCAAGCACAACAACAUGGCCAGCUUCGUGCGGCAGCUCAACAUGUAUGGCUUCCGGAAGGUGGUCCACAUUGAGCAGGGCGGUCUGGUCAAACCAGAGAGGGAUGACACUGAGUUCCAGCACCCGUGCUUCCUGCGCGGCCAGGAGCAGCUCCUUGAGAACAUCAAGAGGAAAGUGACCAGUGUGUCCACCCUGAAGAAUGAUGACAUAAAGAUUCGCCAGGACAGUGUCACCAAGCUGCUGACUGAUGUACAGCUGAUGAAGGGGAAGCAGGAGAGCAUGGACUCCAAACUCCUGGCCAUGAAGCACGAGAACGAGGCCCUGUGGCGGGAGGUGGCCAGCCUGCGGCAGAAGCACGCCCAGCAGCAGAAAGUCGUCAACAAGCUCAUCCAGUUCCUCAUCUCGCUGGUGCAGUCGAACCGGAUCCUGGGGGUGAAGAGAAAGAUCCCUCUGAUGUUGAACGACAGCAGCUCGGCACAUUCCAUGCCCAAGUACGGCAGGCAGUACUCCCUGGAGCACAUCCAUGGCUCAGGCCCCUACUCGGCUCCAUCCCCAGCCUACAGCGGCUCCAGCCUCUACUCCCCAGAUGCUGUUGCAAGCUCCGGACCCAUCAUCUCCGACAUCACUGAGCUGGCUCCCAGCAGCCCCUUGGCCUCCCCAGGCGGGAGCAUAGAUGAGAGACCCCUGUCCAUCAGCCCCCUGGUGCGAGUCAAGGAGGAGCCCCCAAGCCCUUCCCGGAGCCCCCGGGUGGAGGAGGCCAGUCCCGGGCAACCGCCCUCUGUUGUGGAGACCCCCUUGUCCCCAACCACCCUCAUCGACUCCAUCCUGCGGGAGAGCGAGCCUGCCCCUGCCGCCUCGGCCACGCCCCUCACAGAAGUGGGAACCUGCCCCCCCUCGCCCCCACCUGCCUCGGCCCCCGAGAAGUGCCUCAGCGUUGCCUGUCUGGACAAUUUGGCUCGCACUCCACAGAUGUCUGGGGUCGCCCGCCUCUUCCCCUGCCCCUCAUCCUCUCUACAUGGCCGAGUCCAGCCAGGGACCGAGCUCAGUGACCACUUGGACGCCAUGGACUCCAACCUGGACAACCUGCAGACCAUGCUUACAAACCACGGCUUCAGCGUGGACACCAGCGCCCUGCUGGAUCUUUUCAGCCCCUCGGUGACUGUGCCCGACAUGAGCCUGCCUGACCUUGACAGCAGCCUGGCCAGCCAGAUCCAGGAGCUCCUCUCUCCCCAGGAACCCCCCAGGCCUCUUGAGGCAGAGAGCAACAGCCCCGACUCAGGGAAGCAGCUGGUGCACUACACGGCGCAGCCCCUCUUCCUGGUGGACCCGGGCUCUGUGGACGUGGGCAACAGCGACAUGCCGGUGCUCUUCGAGCUGGGGGAGGGCUCCUACUUCUCCGAGGGGGAUGACUACGCAGACGACCCCACCAUCUCUCUGCUGACGGGCUCUGAGCCCCCAAAAGCCAAGGACCCCACUGUCUCCUAGAAGCCCCAGGAGGAGGGCCGCCCCGAGCCCUCCUCCCACUCCUGGUGCAGGGCUGGUCUUGGGGAGCCUGGCACCUGGGGCCAGCUGGGGGCUGGGUGUGGCCCCAAGUGCCAGGCUAGCUUGGGGCUUCCCCCCUUACUUGGACUGACCAGUAUUGCAGGUGUUCAUAGUCAGAAUUGUAUUUUGGAUUUUUACACGAGAGUCCCCCUUUCCCCUUCCGUAGAGAUAUACAGAUAAAUACACAGACAGACGGACGGACAAGACAGGCAGAGAUCUAUAAAGGACAGGCUCUA